AUGCCCCGCCAGCAGACGCAAUCACGGGCUCCGAAAGAGCGCAGUGCGCGGAAGCCCCAAUCCCAAAGGGUUCCCAAAGGCCGUGGCCUCGACGCUCUUUCUCGGGCGGAGGAGCAAAUACCGGUCAAAUUAGGCGUGCGCCGUAACCGUCUGGGUGACUAUGACGAUGGUGAAUGGCGAAAGAGGCCCACAGGCGACGAUGACGACGAGGAGGACAACGAACCUCGCCCAGACUAUAAACGCCGCCGGACUGAUGCCUCGGAUGAAGGUGGCAGCGAUGGUGAAGGUCACCGAUGGAGACUUGGCCAUGUUGACAGCGACGAUGACGAGUCCUUGGACAGUGAUGAAGCGCUAGGGCCAAGCGAUGAGGAGCGCUUCGAAGGCUUCACUUUCCGCGGCAGUUCCUCGAAUAAGUCAAAGUCGAAGAAGAUUGAGAAAAAGAAGAAAUCUCAGAUUACUCUAUCAGAAGAAACCGACGGAUCGGAUGACGAUAUGACCGGGGCAGUUGACGAGGACGAGGACGAGGACGAUGAGGAGGGUAUCGAUCUUCUCACUGCAUGGGAUAUGAACACGGCAGCCGAAGAAAAGGCUGCGCAAAAGGCCAACCAAAAGGCCAAAAGGGCGGCGGAAAGUGAGGAGGAUGACGACGUGUCGGGGACUGACGGUGACAGUGAGGAUAAUUCGAGUGACGAUGGUACUGAUCUGUCCCUUUCGGAUGAUGAAGACGCCGAGGCCCAGGAGAGUGGCUUGUCUAAACUUCAAGAUUUCGUCAAGUCCAUGGAGACCGAUCGGUCUCGAAACCCUAAGCAACGAUCGCAAGAACAGGGCACUCCUACCGAGUAUGGCCUGACAUCCUCCCGAAAACUGACUGUGGCCGAUCUGCUGCCAUCGAUCACAGAUUCUCGUCUGAAGAGUUCUCUCAAGCAUGUCGAUGCUGCCCCGCAAGCAACAAAGUCAGGGAUUCCGGGAAAGCUUGACGCACCGCUCGCGAAGCGACAACAGGAUAAGCUCGAUCGAGCGGCCGCCUAUGAGAAGAGCAAAGAAACCCUGGACCGUUGGUUAGAAACCGUCAAAGCCAAUCGCAAAGCUGAACACCUCACUUUCCCUCUCCCUGACCCGAACGCACAACAAUUCCAUCGUCUGGACGUGGUUCAGCCCAAGAAUGAACUGGAAUCUACUAUCCAAGAAAUUUUGGUCGAAAGUGGCCUGGCGGAGGCAAACGGAAAAUCAGCGGAGGAUCAGCUACAGGGAUUUGAAGAGCUCAAGGCGCGCACUUUGCCCAUCGAAGAGAUUCAGGCUCGUCGCGCGGAGCUCAGAAAACGACGAGACCUCCUAUUCCGAGAGGAAGUUCGUGCAAAGCGCAUCAAGAAGAUCAAGAGCAAGGCUUACCGCCGUGUUCAUCGUAAAGAGCGCGAAAGGAUGGAGCAACAGGAACGUCAGGCUCUUCUUGAGUCCGGUGUGGAUAUCGAUGAAGCUGAGCGAGACGAGAACGAGCGAAAGAGGGCCGAAGCACGUAUGAGCUCGAAACACCGCGACAGCAAAUGGGCCAAGAGCAACAAGCAGACUGGCCGCACCGGCUGGGAUGAAGAGGCCCGCAACAGUGCGGCUGAUCUCGCUAUGAGAGAGGAGGAAUUACGAAAACGCAUUGAAGGAAAGCGUGUGUCCCGUGGGGAUGAAGACUAUCUAGGAUCAUCUAGCUCAGAGUCCGAAGAUGACCCGUGGGCGUCCGAUACCGAGGAACGUGAGAAGCGUAAGCUGCGUGAGAAACUUGCAGCCUUGGAGGGGGAUGGUCCCGACAGCGAGGACAAGGGUCCCCACUCAGCUCUCUUCUCGAUGAAGUUCAUGAAAAAUGCUGAAGCCGCUCGGAGAGAACAAAAUGAUGCAGAGCUUCGUCGUCUCAACCGCGAGCUACACGGAGAAGAAUCACAGUCCGAGGCAGGCUCUGAGACUGGUCGACGCAAGUUCGGCCAGUCUGAAAAGACGCAGACUAGUUCUCGGCCAGCGGUGCUGCUCAGGGAUGAGCUUGAAGAUGCUGUUGACUCUGACGGAGAGGACCAUCGAUCCGACGAACGAGUCGCUACCGCUGUGCACCAAAAUGCUAAGCAGAAACCUACAGCUAUCCCUGAUUCCAGGAAUCAGACCAAACCAGCACAGAAAAUGUUCGAACAGAAACCCCAGCCGGUUGAUCAAGAAGAGGAAAAUCCUUGGCUUGUUCAGACCGAACGCAACAAUCGCCGACGAACAGGGGCGGGUGCUGAGGAUACUCUUGAUAUUGCUCUCGAUGCUCCGCAACCUCAAGUUUCCCAAUCCAAGGAUUCCACCAGAAAAAGAAAGCCCGCGACGACCACGUCUUCCCGGCAGCAUGACGAAUCAGUGGAUAGCGAAGACGACGAACAAGUGCCGGUCCUUUUGAAGAACCACGAUCUCGUCAAGAGAGCUUUCGCCGGUGACGAGGUUGUGCAGGAAUUUGAGCAAGAGAAAAUGGACACCAUCGCUGAAGAGGGGGACAAAGUCGUCGAUAACACACUCGAGGGCUGGGGCAGCUGGGCCGGUGAUGGCAUCAGCAACCGGGAAAAGAAGAGGCAAAAGCGCAAUCUCACCACUAUUCAGGGCGUCAAGCCGGAGAAGCGCAAAGAUGCAAAGCUCUCUCGUGUUAUUAUCAACGAGAAGCGCAUCCAAAAGGUACGUUUACAUCACCACUUGCUGUUCACCACUCCCAUGUCGUCCGUGACUGACCUUUCUCUCCCUCUCUACCAGAACAAAAAGUAUAUGGCCAGUCAACUGCCUCACGAGUUUGAGACCAAGGCACAAUAUGAGCGAUCGCUGCGCAUGCCUAUCGGUCCUGAGUGGUCCACGAAGGAGACCUACCAGUCCAGCACCAAGCCUCGUGUCAUGAUCAAACAGGGCAUCAUCAAGCCUCUGGAGAAGCCUCUGCUAUAG
Molecule: messenger RNA, 2940 nt
Organism: Penicillium oxalicum
Lineage: Eukaryota; Fungi; Ascomycota; Eurotiomycetes; Eurotiales; Aspergillaceae
Product: UTP14 family protein
Exons: 1
Coding region: 1-2940 (979 amino acids)
Biological process (GO): rRNA processing
Cellular component (GO): nucleolus; small-subunit processome
Source: RefSeq, a predicted model, not a curated record